Molecule: messenger RNA, 5106 nt
Organism: Cyanistes caeruleus (blue tit)
Lineage: Eukaryota; Metazoa; Chordata; Aves; Passeriformes; Paridae
Source: RefSeq, a predicted model, not a curated record
GACUACAACAAACACAGAUAGUGAUCCCCAGCUCAAGGGUAUAGUGACCAGGUUAUAUUGCAGGCAAGGCUACUACUUGCAAAUGCACCCCGAUGGAAGUCUCGAUGGAACCAAGGAUGACAGCAGUAAUUCUACUUUAUUCAACCUUAUACCAGUGGGGCUUCGAGUUGUCGCUAUCCAGGGUGUAAAGACUGGGUUGUAUAUAGCCCUAAAUGGAGAAGGUUUCCUCUACACAUCAGAACUUUUUACACCAGAGUGCAAAUUCAAGGAGUCUGUUUUUGAAAAUUAUUAUGUAAUCUACUCAUCCAUGCUCUACAGACAACAGGAGUCCGGGAGGGCCUGGUUCUUGGGGCUGAACAAAGAAGGGCAGGUCAUGAAAGGAAACAGAGUGAAGAAAACAAAACCAGCAGCUCAUUUUCUACCCAAGCCAUUGGAAGUUGCCAUGUAUCGAGAACCAUCUUUGCAUGAUAUUGGAGAAACAGUGCCAAAGGCUGGGGUAACUCCAAGUAAAAGCACAAGUGCAUCUGCAAUAAUGAAUGGCGGCAAACCAGUGAACAAGAGCAAGACGACAUAGCCAGAUCCUCACAGGUGUUGUGACUUUACUGAGUCCCAAGUACAGUUGAGUGAUUUAUCCUUGCCAGACUUCCCCUUGGCAGUGUCUGUGGAUCAGCUUGUGGCAAGUCACCAGCUUGCCCGUUGCUGUUUCUGAACUGAGUUGUUGCAAGUGGAUAAAUCUCAACAUGUAGCUCCACCACAACGAGAAGACACCUGGAUGAACCAGCUAAACUCAGACCAUGGAAUGCCCUACCAGAUAUUGGAAUGCCUUUUUAAUAUCUUUUCUGUGACUGUGACACUUCAUGUGAAUGACAUACUUCACAAGUACACUUGAUACCUUGCCUGCUGACAAUUGCCCAUAAUCCCUUUUUGAGUCCAGUUUCAGCAAAAUCCAUGUGUUUAAGUUCUAUUUUGUAGCACACAAAUAAUCAAGUAAUUUCUAGUUAGAUGCUGUAAACCUGUGCUAUUAUGGAUUUCUCUUCUUCCCUUUUUUAUAAGGCUGCUCGCUCCACUGUUUGUGACCUUUUGCAGGGAUUGUGUUUCUCUAUAACUUAAGUGUUGCCGGUGGCUUAGUUUUGAAAGCAAUCAGGGAAUCAGGAAGCCUUCAAAAAUCUAUUAUUACAAAUUAUAUCUAUAAAGAAUAGGAUCGUUGUCUCUGGCUUAAAAUAUUGAUUAAAUGUGAAUACUCUUUAGUAACAGAUACUGUGCUUCUGAGGUUGGCAUUAAAGUGGAGGGAAGAGUGUCAAACACAACCAACGGGGAGUUUUCUGAAACGUGUGUUUGGCAUCCCCCUAUAGUUUCUUUUUGUGUGUGUGUUUUAUACAUAUCACAGGCUUACUGGUAAUGGUAACAUUUGCCUUGCCCAGCGAGCAAGACCCACUCAUUUUUGGAAAAGUGGGUCCAAAGAAUUUUGUAGGCCUUGUAGGUCUGAAUUAAGGCUCAUUUUUCAUCUACUAAAUCUUCAUUGUUUGAAAAACAACCACCACCAGUAAAAGAAAAAAAAAAGUAAGACUAAUCAGAAUUGUGCUACCUAACUCCAUUUCAAAUAUAAUCCUUUCCUGUUUUUAAGGAACUGAACUUAAUGCCAUUGUUAUUUUUGGCUGAAUCCCACACCUACUUAGCAAAGCAUGGGCAAGGAUGUUGUUGUGUUCUUUUUUGCAGCACCAAUGCAAAGGGUAGUUAAAAAUUAUAGUUUAAUAUUUCUGGUGUUUUAAAAAAAAAAAGAAGUUUUAAAACUGGACAUAUUACAAAACUUUAUUUUUAUUUUUAGCUAAGCAUGCAAAGUCCGGUCCUAUGUAUUUCACUGAUAUCCCAGUAUGUACCUCCACCCAGCUUCCUAGGAUAACAUGCCCACCAAAUUGCUAGAUUGAAGGUGCCUUGCCUUGAUCUCUAUAUACUGUACUUUCUCCUACAUGAACCUAGAAAAAUUUAAAAAACAUCAUAAAAUUGAAGCCUUGGAUCAUAUUACCAGAAACAACAUCAACCCUUAGAGUUUGUCACUUGUGAACAAUUAAACCAGUGUUGCGGGGGAUGAAGGAGGGCGGGGGAAAGAUUCAGAGAAUGCCACAGAGAUGCCACUGAAGUUUUUUGCACGCUUAGUCACAGGCUUUCAGAAGAUGAAAAUUACGGGCACUCUCUGUAUGCUUAAGAGGGAAUUUGUUUCUUAGAAAUGGCAGCAAAGAUCAAACUGUAUCUCAGCCUGGAAAACUGUGUGGCAACACUCUCUUGGCCUCUUGCUGUUACCUUGAUAUUUAAAGACAAAAAGAGGAAACCAUCCUUUUUUAGCACUGUAUUUCUGGCAAUUUGUUUUAUCACAUUUUUGAGCUGGAGUCCCUAACAGAGACUGCUGAUUAUUUCAAAUUCCCUGUCUGCUCAGCUGAACAGUCUGAUUCAGUCUGAAUGAACUCUUCAUACUCGUUUUCAAAUGCAUUCUGUUUUUAUAAGCAACAUUUAGUGCACUCUUCAAGGAGGCUACUGUAAAGCUGCUAAAUUCUAGGUAAACUUUUUCUUUUUUUCUGUAGGUCAGACUUAUUUUUGUAUGUGUGAUAUGAGAACAGCAAGAUAUAAUGCUUGAUGUUGGGUCUUUCUAGGGAGGGAAUGAGUUAAGCAUGAAGCCCUCUAUCCAUAUAGAGAAAAAAAAAAAAUAAACCUAAUCUAAAACUGUGAUAAAAAUGCAAAGAAACUUUGACUUGAGACUGUGUCCUUGCCUGCUAGCACUAAAUCUGUGUGCGUGGGGAAACAACACUUUUAUUAGAAACUUUGGUGUGCCCUUCUCAUCCCAUCUGGUCCAGUGGGAUUUGUGCACCAUCCCUGAGAAAACAAAAUCAAACCAAAGCAACUCAGAUGGUGAGCUGGGGGCUUGCUCUGCGCUGCAGGACCCACGAGGGGCAGCAGCCUUGACACUGUCCUGUCCGCUGGGUCCUGCCAUGGCCCCAGGCCUUCCUACAAUUGUUAGAGGAGAACUUCACAGUGCUUCAAGUAAGAUAAAACAGCUGAAGGCUACGUUCUCUCUCACCUGAUACAUGAGGAGGGAAUACAUGAGUUCAUGUCCCAUUCAGCUGUCUUUUAAUUCACCCAGUGUAAGAGCCUGAGGAGAGACAGGGCUGGAGACCUGGCUGAGCCAUGCAAGGAGGACCUGGUUCAUUGCCUGAUCCUACGUAAGAAUUGUUUUUAACAUUAACCUUUUGGUCCUGAGUAACUAUGAUCUGUGAACCAGUUUGGGAGGCUAUAAGUAAAGCCAGAUUUAAUUCCUUUAAGCAGUUAGUACAUACUGGAAAUACAGCUCUUUUUUUUCUUUUUUUUUUCUUUUUUUUAAUUAUUGUUUUCUGGUUUUGUUUCUGUGGGCUAAAUUCAUUUGAGUGUUUAAUCCAAUGAAUCAAUGUCCUGAUAUUUUUUUUCUACAAUCUGUUUAAACAUAACAAAGGUAUCUUUGUGCUUUGUUUCUUCCUUUUAAUUUUGUCUUGUCUCAUCUGUUGCAUGGGAAGAGUAUGACAAGGAUGAACUAACUGCAUGUUGUAGGUUGUGUCUGUCAAAGAACUGUUGGUCAGUGUUACAAAUUUACAUACAUAUAUGCAAAGAGUUUGUCUGCAUUGUACAGUUUGUGUUUAUUCUUAUUUGUUGUAUACACAGAUUCAACAUGAUGAAUAAAACAUUUAUAUGAAGGCAUACUGGAAACCAACAAAAAAGUCUAUGUAAGAAGUAGACUGUGCAAAGCAUCAUUGCAUUGGCCACAGGAUGGUGAAACUUCAUGUAAAUAGGUUGGCAAACUCAGUUCUCCCCCUUUACCAUGCCAAAGAAAAUUUCAGCUCCUUAAUAUAAUACCUCUCUUGCUGUUCUCCAGGAUGAGACUUCACCAUUUUCUUCCCUCUAAAAUUAAUUUUGCUGUUAAGUGAAAGCUGUUUUCAACUGUCUGUUACUACUAAGUACUGUAUAGUAAACCUGAUGGAAUCAAUUUGUAUUUACAGAUUGGGGUUUUUGUACUUACAUGUGCAGCUGUCCGUGAAUCUGCAGCGUUCCAGGUCUUUUGCAUGCUUGCAUUGUAUUUUGUUCUUCUGGGUUUCCUCUAAUCUCUGAGAGACUGUUCACACUGCAAUCUAACCUCAUCUUGCCAUUUUAUAUGUUAACACUGCACAGAGUCAUUUUCUUCUAUUUUUUUGAUCUGUAUUUCAGCUACAGUUCUAUUUGGCAAAAUCAGUCACACCUGCACAGUUUUAGAGAUCCAGUUUUGAGGAGAUAUGAACUACUUCAACAAAGCACUAUUUUGCUGUACUUCAAAAAUUUUAUAAAUACACAAGAAUCCUUAUGAGAUUGUUCACAUGAUAGAGCCUACAGAAGGGUCUCUAGCUCCUCUUAAGUGCUUUGUAGUUCACAUAACAGAGCUUCUGUUUAAUUUGCUAGUUUUUUAGCCAUUCUCAAUUGAUUUUUAAUAUACUGUCAUUUUCAUUAAUGCUGGUUCUUAAUAAACCCCUCCCAGCCCCUCCCCUUCACCAGGUAUAAAGUAAAGCAAUUCACUUUGGUAUAAAACUGAAACAAGACUAAGAACCCCGGCUUUACAUAUCAGGGAAACUUUUUGUCUUGGUUUAAAACUAGUUUAAGCAAUGAGGUAUGAAAGCAGGCAGUUUGGUCCAUGCAGUAAAAGUGUAUCAUGAUGAUCCAUCUGUUUGUUGGUAUAAAGAAUACAUUAUUCAGAUACAUUCAAAUGGGAAUGGAAGCAAAAUUAGACUAAGUAAGAAGGUUCUCUUUCUUUUAAAUGGCCCUUUAGAUAAAUUCAUAUUUCAUGCAAUGCAUUCCAAAAUGUUUAAUAACAGGGUUGGGUUUUUUUCUGUGAUGACUAAUGCAAAUGCUAUGAAUUAUUUUUGAAGAUGUAAUAUAUUUUUUGUUCAAUUACUUAGUCACAGAAAUAUUCAACUUAGCUUUCUUCAUCCCAGUAUCAUUUAGCUGUAUCAUUUAGCUACAAAGUGAGAUGCCAGUCUGCAAAGAAGCAAGGGCAAUGCACCAGAAAAGUGAGAGCAAGUACAUGAUUAAAUGCAUCUAUGUGUUUCUAAGAAACAA